Molecule: messenger RNA, 4288 nt
Organism: Sardina pilchardus (European sardine)
Lineage: Eukaryota; Metazoa; Chordata; Actinopteri; Clupeiformes; Clupeidae
Gene: scml4
Product: Scm polycomb group protein like 4
Exons: 9
Coding region: 918-2378 (486 amino acids)
Biological process (GO): negative regulation of DNA-templated transcription
Cellular component (GO): nucleus
Molecular function (GO): histone binding; chromatin binding
Source: RefSeq, a predicted model, not a curated record
ACACACACACACACACACAGAUACACUCACUCUUUCCCCUCACUCUGUCUUUCUCUCUCUCUUCUCUUUUCUCCCUUUUACCUUUUCUCUGUCUAUCUCUCCAUCCUCUCUAUUUCUCUUCCUCUCCGUUCCUUCUCACAAUUUCAUUUUCUCUCGUUCUGCAGUUAGACUGGUGGGCUUUGCAUUCUUAUUACAAAUAUAAUCAAAAGCUUAUGUCUGGGAGGGAGGAAAAAAAGAGAAAUCCUUCUUGUCUACUGUUUCUUUGGGAAUCCCAGCAACAAAGGAUCCUAUGAAUGAAUGAAUAUUUUAUGUAAAAUGGUGAGAGAUUCUCUCUCAAGCGCAAAAAGCAUGUCAUUACUUUUUUCUGUUCUCUACCUGCUUGCCUCUCCUUCUAUUCUAUGUUCUUUGUCUCUGUCUAUCAAUAUGACUAUCAAUGUUCAUUCAUGAUCAUGGUCAUCUUUAGCAUCAAAUUCAUCUUCUUCACAACUAUCCUUAUCUUCAUCAUCAUCAUCAUCAUCAUCAUCAAUAUGUUACUUUGCUUUAUGUAUGCCAGCCACAUCUUCGUCAUCUUCCUCUUUAUGUGUACCAUCAUCUUCAUGUGUACCAUCAUCAUCAUUUUGCAUCAUCAUCAUCAUCAUCAUCAUUAUUAUUUUUAUUCUAGAAUAUUUUUUAUUUUAUGUGUACGUAUUCCAGCAAUAUCAUCAUCCUCCUCCUCACUCUGUGACUUCAUCUUCCUCCUUCAGGUCCAGCCCUGUUGGCGGUUCAUCCGCUGGCGGUGACCGUUGCUGAGUUCAGUGGGCACAGUUAUGUCAUUUGCAUGGGACAGGCUCAUUUCCAUGUCAUCACUCUGAGACUGGCGCUGGUCGCGUGGAGGUGCUCAGUGUGAUGUGUGUGAGACAGUGUUCCAUGGUGUGGGAAUGAGACUCAGAGGGAGGGAUCUAGAAGAUUCCGCGGACUCCUGGAUACCGCACAUCUUGGGUGUGCAGAGCGUCAGACUUCGCCUCCGACUGGAUCGCCGUGACGACAAGGGGAGGGGUUGCUGGCAAUUGGUGGACAUAGAGAAAGAAGCGGAGGAGAGUGGGAGAGGACUGAAAAGUCAGCCUGUGGCCCAUAACUCUGAGAGUCUGAUGAGUAUUCCAGCCGUGUCAGCACAGUCAGGGGGUGGGGAGAUGCAAUCGCCGGGGGUGAUAAGCCCCUCCUUUCUCCCGCCCCCCGGCACAAAAGUUCCGGGACGGAAGAGAGGCCGCCCACCAAUCAGGAAGCUGGAGUUUCAGAGCCGCUACCCAGAACCCCUCCCACCCAUUAAAGUGCCCAAGAAGAGGGGCAGAAAACCAGGCUUCAAGCUGAAGUCUCGUAUGGUGAUGACCCCCAUCUCUCCACCCAGUAGCACCCCAGAGCCUGACAUGAGCUCCAUCCCACAGGACGCCGCUACCAUUCCACACUCAGCCACGCCACAGAUACUCACAGUGUGUAUCUACGUGAAUAAGCAUGUGAACACCGGGCCAAAUCUGGACCGGCAGAAGGUCCUGCAGCUACCGGAUCACCUGGGUCCAGCCCGCCCCUCCGUGGUGCUCCAGCAGGCUGUCCAGGGCUGCAUAGACAGCGCUUACCAGCAGAAGACUGUGUUCACCCUGCUGACACAGGGCUAUGGAGGAGAGAAGAUCUCAGCCACCUUUGACGGUAAGCAGCACCUGUUGAGUCUGCCGGUGGUGAACAGCGUGGGGUACGUGUUGCGCUUCCUGAAGAAGCUCUGCCGCAGCCUCCUCUGCGAGAACCUGUUCAGCGACCAGCCCAUCCCGCCCUCCUCGUCGGCCUCGUCGUCGCUGUCCUCCUCCUCCUCCUCCUCGUCCCUCUCCUUCCACAACGACAAGAUGGCCGACGGGCAGCCCAAGGCCACGGACUCUCCUAUGCGUGAGGAUUACCACGCCGACGGCCUGGACUCCAGCAAGAGGUACUCGGUGGACCCCAGCGACUCGGCCUUCGGGGCGAUGACAUCGCCGUACCCGCCUAAACCGGCCUAUGGGUUCCGUUCUGGCCCCGCCUACCCUGGGGGCGUGUGCCGACAGGCGUCCAGCCCCGGGGGCUUCCAGGAAGGAAACAGAAGUGCCUACAGUCCAGUGCCAGAGACGUCCGAGUCCAGGCCGCCCCCCAGUAAGGACCCCUCCAGCUGGACGGUGGAGGAGGUGGUGUGGUUCGUCAAGGACGCCGACCCACACGCCCUGGGCCCGCACUCCGAGGUGUUCAGAAAGCACGAAAUUGACGGCGAUGCCCUGCUGCUACUGAAGAGUGAUAUGAUCAUGAAGUACCUGGGCCUGAAGCUAGGGCCUGCUCUCAAGCUCUGUUACCAUAUCGACAAGCUGAAGCAAAACAAGUUCUGACCAAUCACAGAUGUGCAUACUCAAACACAUACACAAAAACAUAAACACUCACACGCAGACACACUUUGACAUAAACUGUCACACACAUGAGCAGUUUUUCUUUCUAUAAACGGACUCUACCUGCACUUUUGCAUAUCCUAUCUUUUUUUUUUUGUUUGUUUGUUUUUUUUUACUUUUGUAAUUUGUUAUAUUUUGAUGGGGUCAAUUGUGAAUAGUUGCAUUUGUGCACAGUUCAACACCGCACUUGAACUCAAGCAAAGGGUGCAAAAAGUGCUAGGUGCUAGCGUCUGUUGAUAGGUUCUAGCAUCUGUUGAUACGCGUAAACGUCUAUGGAUAGGUGCUAUUGUCUGUCCGUAGGUACUAGUGUCUGUGGACAGGUGCUAGCGUCUGUAGAUAGGUGCUAGUAUCUGUCCAUAGAUGCUAGCAUCUGUCCACAAGAUGCCUGGAAGUGAGCUUCACUCACUCACGACACAGCACUGUACCCCCUCUUGUUUUUCUGGCAGCUUUAAUAGUGUAGCGAAGGAAGUGUGUGUGUGUGAGUGUGUGAGUGAGUGAAUGCAAGAGAGAGAGAGAGAGAGAGAGACUGAAUGCAGUGCACUGUUUCUCCAUCCAAUACCAUUCCCCCUAGAUUGUAUCGUUCUUUAAUGCUGAACUGACACCCUGUGGCCACCUCUAGGUACUACAGUUAAAUGCUGCACAACACCAUCUCCUGACUGUGUUACUCAUUCACACACAUACACACACACACACACACACACACACACACACACACACACACACACACAGAUGUAUUCAUAGCUGCAUUCUCUAGCUUCUCUAGUACACUACAGGUAUAUAGGUGAUGCUAUGGCCAGUAGAAGUAGCAUCGUUGAUUAGUUGUAUAUUUUGAUUCUUGGCUGUGUCAUCGUGCUCAUCAUUACCAGAAUCCCCUUCAGAUAGAAUAUAGUUCUGUUCAGAAACUACUAAACAUGACAACAUUUAUGUGUGUGUGUGUGUGUGUGUGUGUGUGUGUGUGUGUGUGUGUGUGUGUGUGUGUGUGUGUGUGUGUGUGUGUGUGUGUGUGUGUGUGUGUGUGUGUGUGUGCGCACGCUCUUGUUAUUAAUGUGCUGAGCACAUAGAGUUUGUGUAGUGGUCUGGAUUUGGCAUCUGGUUUUGUUUGAUUAUAUCAAGUUUUCCUUAUUCGGAAAGUAUAGCUUGAAAAACAAAAUGGCACAAUUUAAUAAUUGCCAUUGAAGAACCUCUCAAAGUUAGAAUCAACAUUUUAUUUAAACUCCUAACAUUGUUAUUGGAUAUGAACAAUGAAAACAAUUUUUUGAAAAUAUUUUUUUCUUUCAGAAUAUUGAAAACUCUCUCUGUCACACACACACACACACACACACACACACAUACACACAUACACGCACACACACCUCAUCCAGCUGGACAACUUUCAGGACAAUCGCCUCACCAGCCAUGCUUUUCUUUGUUGCCAUGGAGCAAGAAUACAAAUCCCCAUGUGUGAAAGUUGUUUUGUUACCAGAAAAAAUGGCUGAAAUCUGUAUUAUUUUUGCUCCCAUCAAGAGGCAUAACUAAAGGACAGGCUUGGUUAGAAUGGGGAUCACUAGCCGAUGAAACAAACAAACAAACAGCAGGCAUAGCCUUUCUACACUUACAUAAACUUGUAAAUACCAUAUUAAUUUAGAAGCAUUGUGAUAAAAUAACAUGGUUUACCUUUUUUCCUCUUCUGUGUACGAAGCUUCAGGUUUUUACUUCACCUUGUUGAAUGGCUUUGUUCAUCCUGUCUUACUCAAGCUUGUUAAGUUCGCCUGUUAACAGCAAUGUAGUGUGCUGCCAUGCACCUUUGUGUGACCUGCUAGACCACACACACACACACACACACACACACACACACACACACACACUAAAACACU